UCAGUAUCAAGGGUAUGGUUCGGGCGACGGUCGGUGUUGUUUAUAACGAAGAGUUACGUAAACGCGGGCGCAGUGGUGGGCACACGACGCGCGCGGAUGGCAGCGCGGGCGACCACGACGCUCGCCCUGGCGGCGCUGGCGCUGGCCGCGCCCCCGGCGCCGGACUCGCUCUCCGUGCUCGGCGCCAUACUCCCGCCCUUCCUCAGUGCACACUUCGACGAUCUUGUAAAGGCUGCCUCCGCAAGCUGCGAGGCGGUGCCGCAGCAGUUGUUGUUCUCUCGCACGCGGUCGCUGGAGCUACCGGCGACGCAGGUGGUGAAGUUCUCGCGCGGCGGGCGACGCGCGCUGAGCGUGGCAGCGGCGCGCGAGCGGCUGCGGCCGACGGACGCGCUGGUGCUGUACGUGCCGGGCUGGUGGAACACGCCAGACGACCCCUCCUCGCAGGCCAUCGUCAACGCACUCAUGACCAAGCAUUCCUCCGUGCACCUCCUCGACACUCGACUGUCUUUCUGUAGAGGUUACGUCACCGCUGUAUCUAACGUACCUCCUCUCUCGCAUUUACUUUUCGGUUUUAUAAAGAAGCUGCAUAAAUCGGGAUACCCGUUGUCAUCGAUCCACCUGAUAGGCUUCAGUUUGGGAGCGCAUGUCGCCGGCUUCACCGGAAAGUUGGUGAGACAAAAACUAAACACGACACUGGGUCGGAUCACAGCGCUGGACCCGGCGCGGCCGUGCUUCGCGCGCCCCGAGUACCGGCUGGCGCGGGAGGACGCGCAGUUCGUGCAGGUGAUACACUCCAGCACCGGCGUGCUCGGCAUAGAGGAGCCGCUGGGACACGCCGACGUAUAUGUCAACGGCGUGCGCGGCAAGCAGCCCGAGUGCCAGGACAGGAGUAUCAGCCUCGAGUGCGACCACGCCCAGGCCUGGAAGCUCUACUCUGCCUCAGCCGUCAAUGAGAAGUCUUUAAUGGGCCGGCGGUGUUCCAGCUGGGAGGAGCUGCUGCAGGACGAAUGCAGCGGCAACGAAACGGUUUUGGGAUAUUCGUGCAGCACCAACGAGCACGGUAUGUUCCUCUACAAGUCAGAGUACAGGCAACCUGCCACGUCAGAACCACGGCUGCAAGUUUACAACCCGUUUAACUUACUGCGGUGGCCAUUCAGGGGUGUAAAUACGUGACGAUGUACAAUACAGCAAUAAACAAUUGGGGAAGCUGAUCCUACAAGGUCCUGCAUGAGUGUCCAAGAUAAAAAAGGCAAGAUCUGCUCGAUAGAUCGCCUGCUGCCUCCUUUGAUGUGUUAUUAGACAAUAUAGUAAUUACGUGACUGUGAUAUUAGAUACCUAAGUCAUUGUUUAUACAAUUUUGAUGUUUUAUUAAUUUUUAAAGAUAUCAAAUAGCAGAUAUCGGUUUCUUAUAUAUACAGCGCCAUCUAGUUACACUUUUCCGAGUUAUGUUUGAUUCACAUUUUUGAAUAGUUUUAUAUUACUGGCCGCUUGGUGCCGCCACUGCCCUAUGCUUGGUUAGGCAGGGGAGUGAUGGCCAAGGUUUGCUAAGCUAAGUUAGACAGACAUUUGUGCGGCGUUUGGUAUAUAGCUACCUACAUUACUUACAUAACCAGACGUUUAAAUUGCGGUUUACCGUCCCGCUUCGGGCAGAACGUGUACCUAUACCUACGUAGUAAGUUAGUAACUGCACAUUUAAAUGAAGCAGUUAAAAUUAUUCAUUCAUUAUUUUAUAUAUUAAAAAUAAACGACCACUAUAAUAACUAUUACCGUGAUUUAAUAAUAUUUCAACCUACUACAGUUCAUGAAGCACGGUUAGUGUUGAUUUCCCACGAAAUUAUUAUUUAUUUCAUUUUCACAUUUUUAUCACAUUUUCUGAAUCCCAUAGGAUUCAGAAAAUGUAGUUUCGGAUCUAAGUAGUGUGAUGUACAUGCGGAAUUAUGUUUGGUCACGCACCCACGACAUAGAAGAAAAUAAACGCUGUUGGGGCAACGAUUCCUUUUUAAAAACUAAGUGAAGUCGUGUGUAGUGCGUAGUGCUCAGCCACGUCGCUGUCGCCAUGACGAUGUCAAUGAUUGAAACAACAGUUACAGCGGAUUGUUACGUGAACAGUGAACACGUCGGCCCUACAUGACUGAUACCCACUCUACAUGAGCCACACUACACCUACUCCGCAUAAACUAUUCAGAUUGAUAGUUUUCCUUUUGGGGGCGUAAAAUUUCAUUAACCUCGCUUUAGUUGGAGCAGCAAUUUGGUAAAAUAUCACGUUUCUCAAGCCAUUUAUAUUCCAUCAGAGCUCAUCAAUAUAUCCGGGG
Spodoptera litura is the source of this 2312-nucleotide messenger RNA. RefSeq lists its product as uncharacterized. Gene Ontology annotation, molecular function: serine hydrolase activity; lipase activity. The record is from RefSeq and is a predicted model, not a curated record. Gene Ontology annotation, biological process: lipid catabolic process. Lineage: Eukaryota; Metazoa; Arthropoda; Insecta; Lepidoptera; Noctuidae.